Molecule: messenger RNA, 1916 nt
Organism: Vicia villosa (hairy vetch)
Lineage: Eukaryota; Viridiplantae; Streptophyta; Magnoliopsida; Fabales; Fabaceae
Exons: 1
Coding region: 189-1028 (279 amino acids)
Source: RefSeq, a predicted model, not a curated record
UAGGAAACUUCUAUAGGAUCAAUACAUAAAUUUAAAUUCUUUUUUAUUUUGAUUUGACUUUUAAUUAGGCCCACAUUGGUCUAGUCUAUAGCUUAAACCCAUCUCUAUAGCUACCAUAUAGCUUCACAAUUCUCAUGAUUUCUCAAACCAAAAACCUAGUACCUUAAAAACCAAAAAAUUUCAUUAAAAUGUUGAAGCCUUUUGUUUGUGGAACAUUCAAUCCAAUAGAUGAUGAUGAACUAUGUACAAUUUCAAGCCCAAGAAGAUACAAAAGAAAAGAUAGCAAAAACAACCCUUAUUCUACACGUGGCUUAGAUAAAUUUUCAGCACUUUUAUCUGAAUUAAACGAUAAAAGGCAGAAAAUUUAUUCACAAAUGAACCCUCAUGAUAUAUCUUACGUUCGUUUUGUUCACUCAAGUAAAGACGAUUUUGUCCCUAUUAUAGUUAAGGUGAAAAACAAGAGUCAAGAGAUAAAAGCAGUUAAAGCAAGAAACUUGGAGAAUUCUUCAAGUGAUCAUCAAUCAUCAAGUGUUGUUACUAUGGAAAAAAGAAACCAACCCAAGAGGAGAAUCUCCAUGAAUGUGAAGAAAAUUGAAAUGGAUAAAGCUAUGGUGUAUUUGGCAUUUGUUGUGAUUAUGGUUUUGCUUAUGUUGACUGUUUUUGGAAGAACGGUUACAACAGUUUUCACUUGUGUUUUGUGGUAUGCUAAUCCAACUAUGAAAGAUGGUUCUUUGAGUUCAAGAAGUUCUAUGAAGAAGAAAGAUUUUGUUAGAGGUUUGAGUGAGAAGAACAUGGUUAGUGAAGGGAUGAAGAAAAAAGAUUAUGGUAGAUGGUUUAGUGAAAGGAAAAUGGAGAUUAGUGAAGGGGUUAAUGAGAAGAAGAAAGAUUAUGUUAGAAGAUGGAGUGAGAAGAAUAUGGUUAGUGGUACUAAUGAUGGAUUAGUUUCUCCAAUAAGUGGUGGUGAUUCUGAUGAAGCUAAGUCCAAGAACAAGAAGAUUCAUGGAAAACGUUCACACAAGAAAAGUUAGUGAUCAUUGUAUUUUUAUUUUUUUGUUCACUUCCUUUGAAUUGUUCUUUCUUUCUUUUUUCAUGUUUCCAUUUUCUUGGUUAGGAUUAGAAUUUUAGUUGUGUGAAAUGUGAAUAUGUGUACAUUUUUUUGUUUUUGAAAACUUCUUGAAAUGAGUUGAGUUGACUAUUCAACCUUUCUUGUUAAAUGUUCAUUGUUAGAUCAUUAUAAUGGAAUUUCAAUUUGAAAGCUUAGUGUAGAUUUUGGUAGAGUUAGCUUAAUUAAUGCAAUCCAUGUUAGUGAUGUAGUUAAUUAAUUUAAUCAAAUUUCUUUGUUCUAAGCAAUAUACUAGUAUUUGUUUUUUUAUUAAGCAUGUUGAUUCUUUCAAGAUACCUGAAUUGAAUUAGAGGUUAGAAGUUUGAAUAGUUUGUGUUAGAUUAUUAUAAACUAAUACUCAUUGAUAUGGUCAUUGAUGAUGUAUUCUUUUUAAUAAAAAAAUUUGCUACUCUACUGGUUCUGAAGAAAUUAUUGCACAAGCCACCACACUCAACUAAGAUACAUUGAGUUAUACAAAUACAUUUUUGAUUGAGAUGAUUAAUUAUUAGUUAAUAUUGUUUCAAAUUUUCAUUAGUUUCUAGACUCAAUUUCACCAAUACACGUUGGUCAAGUUGUGAGGUGUUUAGUUUCUCUUGAGCAAUAAUUUGAUUUGAAAACAUGUGGAUGAAAAAAUAAAAGCAUGCACUGAAAGAACUUUUUCUAAAAUGAAAGAUAAAUGAAAGAGGAUUCUAAAUUAAAUGCAUUUAGUCCAAAAUUUAAACUAAAUAUAUUUAACUUUUGACAAAAGUAUCUAAACUCCAAAAUAUUACACUCAAUAUCUCAACAAUAAUUUCCCAGUUGGAGAGCUAUGUUU